GGCCAAGGCAACCAAGACAACAUCUUAACAGUCUGAUCGCUACGUUUUCUUAUAAAUAUUCUUGUUCAAAUUAUUGCUAAAACUCUAAAUAAAAGUUUCUAGUUGGAAUAAUUUUUUUUUUUUUUUAAUUAUUGACAAGAUUCUUUUAUGAACAAGCAGAAAUAUUUCAAAUAAAUAAUUUCUAUAGAUAUGGCAAAACCACCAAAAAUAAUUGAUCUUGCCAAAAUUCUUGAACCACAUUUAAAUGGUGGAAAACUUAUUGACUAUUCUAGUCGAUAUUUGACAAAACCUGGAGAUAAUUAUGGCAGUGUUAUGCUUGCCAUUUCUGCCGACAUACAAAAUUCUGAUGGACAAAGUGAACAACUUCAAUUAGUUGCAAAACUACCACCACUUACCAAUGAACUAUUUUGGACGCUAUUCAAUCCUCUUGUAACGGCUUUAAGAGAGAAUGCAAUUUAUGUAGAACUAUCACCAAGUUUACGUCAACUUCAGCUUGACAGUGGAAUUCCAGAAACGGAGAUUAGCGAUGUUUUUGCCGAGUUUUAUGGUUGUCGGAUAUCAUUGGAUGAAAAAGCCACAGUUCUUGAUCGUAAUGCAGUUUUAGUACUCGAAAAUGUGCAAAUAAAUGGUUACAAACCUGGUAAUCGACAUAAUAUGUUUGAUUAUGAACACAUAAAGUUUGUACUCAAGCAUCUUGCAAAAUACCAUGCCUUACCAAUAGCACUUCGACAAAAACAACCGGAAAAGUUUCAGCGUGAUAUCUUGCCCAAUUUUCGACGCUACGAUAUAAGCAAGGAAAUGAAUGAAGAAGUUGAAGAACAAUUUAAAGGACAAGUUUUUGAAGAAGUCAGAUUGGCGCUAAUUGAUGAUCCUGAAGCUUUUGAUCUGUACUUGCAACUGGCAACAAUUUUCUAUGAUUUUAUGGGCAAUCCUGAAGAAUGUCAAAAUAGUUUAUUUUCAACUAUUGCACAUUAUGAUUUGUGGACAAAUAACAUAAUGAUCAAAUACGAUGAAUCUGGAGCUCCUGAAAAGAUUAAAUUUGUUGAUUUCCAAAUAUCACAGUACGAGUCAUUAAUGCAUGAUCUCAUAUUUCUAUUGUUAACAAGUGUUGAAACAUCUGUAGUUGACGAACAUUUUUACGAUCUCAUGGUUUACUACUAUUCUGAAUUUAUGGAAUGCUUAGAAAAGACCUUAUGCUCAACGGAAGAAUACAGUUUUGAUAAAUUCAUGGCAGAAAUGCAUCGUAUAGCUCCAAUUCAAAUUCAUCAUGCAAUGUAUAUGGCAAGAGUUCUUUUAGCUGACGACAACAACUUUCCUGAUGAUUUCAAGGAUAUUGAUUUAAAAAUGCUGGAAAAACGUCCAUCGGACAAAUUAUUGCAAAAAAUACGUGAUAUAGUGAGAUUGUCAAAGAAAUUUGGUUUCUUUUGUGAUAAUUAUUUAAUUUAAGAUAAUUUAUAUUCAAUAAAUUUAUAUAAACACAAAAAUCAGAA
This is a messenger RNA of Episyrphus balteatus (marmalade hoverfly), 1490 nucleotides long. RefSeq lists its product as uncharacterized. The record is from RefSeq and is a predicted model, not a curated record. The transcript is spliced from 5 exons. Bases 190 to 1446 code for a protein of 418 amino acids. Lineage: Eukaryota; Metazoa; Arthropoda; Insecta; Diptera; Syrphidae.